Messenger RNA from Asterias rubens (European starfish), 1526 nucleotides. RefSeq lists its product as uncharacterized. The transcript is spliced from 6 exons. Bases 215 to 1426 code for a protein of 403 amino acids. The record is from RefSeq and is a predicted model, not a curated record. NCBI's taxonomy places the organism in Eukaryota, Metazoa, Echinodermata, Asteroidea, Forcipulatida, Asteriidae.
UACGAGAUUUUUGAAUGCGUUGUUGCUGUGUAUGAGAGGCCUACUCAAGCGAAACAGGUACACAGGUGUGAAACCUUGCCGCCCAUGACUCAAGGACUACAUUUUGGUCUAUGGUGUUGCUCAGUGUUCCCAUGAUACGCAGUACACAUAAGGGUCGCAUUGCGUGAAAUCAGCCCAGUUUGAUUUUUCAUCACCAGGACCAAUACUAAAUUGAAUGAUGGAAGAGAAUAAUUCUAUGGAGGGUUAUCUUCAGAAGCGGGUUCAGACCGGUAUAGUAAAGUCCAUGAAAAAGAAAUGGUACCUGCUGAAAGAUGGGGAACUGAGAUGUUAUCAAAAUGAGGAUGCCUGUAAAAGAAACGCGGAGAUGUACCAAGAUGUGGUACAGGUGCAUGAUAUUCAGACGGUCCGCAUUGCCAGUGAAAAGCACGGUGCAGAGGUUGUCACUAAACAGAAAAAGUUCAUACUGGUGGCAUCGAGUGAAGAGGAUCAGAAGAAAUGGAUCAAGGCGAUUUAUGAGGCACUUAAAGACAACAGACCUCGGUCAGUGUCAACCCCAACUGAGAAGAGGUCUCCUGCCAGAAAAAUUUCAGCAUCGAAGUUUGGUUUGCCCCACAUGUUCACGUUCAACCGGAAGUCUUUCGAUGAUGAAACGCAACGAACCGAGACUCAAAGUCUGUUCUCCGUCCAUCCAGCGACUGCUGAACCGUCUCCUUCCCGGUCUGAGGUGGGCGUACAAGCAGACGUCGGCCCGGCACUCAACGACCAGAUAACUCAAUCUAGCACGUCUGCUGAGAUAAAGAGGGAAAGUGACACCAUCACAGUUAUGAAGACUGAACGUGCUGAAGGUUUGCAUCUGAUGGACGGACCUGAGCAAGAAGAGAGCAGCAGUGUUGAAUACAAAACAAAGGAAACAACCGACAACUCGAUCGUUUCCGACGGCCAAGUCGACUCACAGAACACCCCUCGUACCAAGCCCUGUCCCGAUAAGCAAGUAGGGCUUGAUCCGGUAUGGGUGAAACGAGAUGAAGUGAACGGUAACAUGGCAAUAACCGAAGCAGGGAAAGAAAGCGAGCCGUGUUUCGACACGAAAGUACCGUCGGACAAUUCGGACGCUGAAUGUCAAGAUCAGAUAGACACACUCGUUCAAACCACGGGGUCUCUUUCCCUCAACGAACCCCAGCGCGAGACGAAAACUUUGGAUGAUGAAGACGAAGUCGAGACAGUCACUGAGGCAAAAAAAGAUAGGGGCAUGGACGAGCUGCAGGCUCUCCUGAAGUCACUUUCAGAGGGAGUGUUUAGUGACUGUGAUGGGGUUUUCUCCAGUGACGAUCAGGAGCCCAUAUCGGUAGGAAGUGAUGAUGAGAGUGAAACAACACAAAAGGGAACAUCUGCAUUCGACCAACUGCAAGAACUUUUAAAGGGUUAAAUUAAACCUGAUACUGCUUGGAUUUAAAUCAGAAUAAUAUGACAUUUCAGAUUAAUUUCCCUUUUUGUGUACAUUAUAGAUGUAUUAAAGGCAGUGGACA